AUGAAAGUGCUGGGUUUCUUCUUUUCGCUAUGCUUUCUCGGAAUUUCGGCGAAAAGUUUUUAUAACUUAACAGCAGUCAGCAUUGAUCUCCUCAAAAUAAAAGGUAAAGAUGAUAAACCUUUUGGUCCUCCAAGAUAUUCUAAUGACGAAAUGGCCAUGGGAACUUCGUUUGUGUAUACCUAUUUGAGCAAUCAUCUGGAACCAGACAGCUCUGAACGACUAUUCUUAACUGUGUCUAAUCCAAGUGAUGGAGCAGCCAGUAUAACAAUCACCUCUCCUUUUAAUGGUUUCACUACAAUCAUGAGAACAGUUCCUGCUCAUCAAUCGUUACCAAUCAACAUUGUGCCAACCAAUAUUCAAGCAGACUAUGACAACAACUUGCUCAGAAAUUACACUAUUGACAAUAGAUCCAUUUUUGUCACUUCAAACGUUUCAGUCAAACUAGUGGCAACUAAUCAGGCUUCUGACGGAAGCUCUGAAGACAAGUUUGCUGUUUUGCCGAUAUGCCAACUGGGUUUCGAAUAUAUUGUCAUUGCUGAUGAAGCUCCACGAAAAAAUAUUUCUACUGUCAACAUAUUUAGUGUUAUUGCAAUGGAAGAUAACACACAGGUUCGCAUUGGAUAUCUUCUUAUAAAUGAGAAUUUAUCCAAAGGCCAAGUUUUAACCUAUGCAACAGACUACGCUGUCAGUGGUUUUGAUAUCAAAUCGAAUAAGAAGAUCGCAGUCAUCACAGGAAGCAUGUGUGGUUUUGGAUUUUCUAAUCCACAGCAUUGUAGUCAUGAAGCUACCAUGGAAUACCCAACAAACGAUUGGGAUACGGAAUAUCCUCAUUAUAAGUUCAAUUAUGAAGAUGCUUCGGAGGUUAUGGUCUUUUUUUUGCAAGACAAUACAAGUAUUACUAUCGACGACUACACCAUUCCGGUUCUCUACAGUAGUGACCAAUUUGUUAUCUUUGGAAUAAACACUGGAAUUUAUAUCAGUGCAGAUAAACCAAUUUAUGCAAUGAUGGUUGGUAGUGUCAACAUUCAAUCAGAUGGGGCACCUUUUUUGGUCAACCUUGUUGGAAAGAAUCAUAUGACAUCAGGGCCUGUAGUUUUCGCUACUGGAAUGAACUCGGAUGAAGGUUUGAACAUGAAACAUUUCGCCAGAGUUAUAACAACUCUUGAUUUUACCGGAUACAUCAGCGUCAACGGGUAUACGCCAAAUCCUAUACUGUACAGAAGGAUGGGAAAAAGUGACUACUACUUCAUUGAUGUUCAAGUGACAGCAGGGCAGCAAGUAGUUCAAACUACUGAUGCUGGUGCUACUUUCGGAGUAAUCGCAUAUGGAUAUGGAUUUUUCAGAUCUUAUGCUUUCAACCCAGGGCUUAACUUGCAAACUGACGGAGCUUGCUGA
Auanema sp. JU1783 is the source of this 1395-nucleotide messenger RNA. NCBI's taxonomy places the organism in Eukaryota, Metazoa, Nematoda, Chromadorea, Rhabditida, Rhabditidae. The record is from the annotation of a GenBank genome assembly.